Molecule: messenger RNA, 1898 nt
Organism: Salvia miltiorrhiza (redroot sage)
Lineage: Eukaryota; Viridiplantae; Streptophyta; Magnoliopsida; Lamiales; Lamiaceae
Product: endoglucanase 16
Exons: 8
Coding region: 108-1550 (480 amino acids)
Biological process (GO): carbohydrate metabolic process
Molecular function (GO): hydrolase activity, hydrolyzing O-glycosyl compounds
Source: RefSeq, a predicted model, not a curated record
AUCACAACCCAAGAACUUUUUUUCAACACACACACACACACUAGAUUAUUUUUUAUUUUUAUUUUAUUUUGGCAUAGGUUGAUGAUCCGACACAUUUUGAUUUUGAAAUGAAGUUAGUCCGUGUAAUAACAUGGCUCGUGCUCUCCCUCUGUCUGUCGGCCGUAGGGGCAGAUUUCGACUAUCGCAGCGCCCUUACGAAGUCACUCAUCUUCUUGGAGGCGCAGAGAUCCGGCAAGCUCCCCAAGAGCAAUAGGCUCUCGUGGAGGGAAGAUUCCGCCCUUGAUGACGGCAAGCUCGAAAAUGUAGACCUGGUGGGAGGGUACUACGACGCAGGUGAUAAUGUCAAGUACGGCCUCCCACUGGCCUUCACCGUGACAACAUUGUCAUGGGCAGGCAUCCACUACCGCCAAGAGCUCCAGGCGGCCGGAGAGAUGGACAAUCUCCGGCUAGCCGUCCGGUGGGGCACUGACUACCUCCUCAAGGCGAGCUUCAAGCGCAACCGUCUCUACGUGCAGGUAGGAGAUCCUGUGAAGGACCACGAGUGCUGGAUCAGGCCGGAGAACAUGCAGACGCCGCGGACCCUCUUGAAGGUCGACCGCAACACGCCGGGCACGGAGAUCGUGGCCGAGACCUCUGCCGCGCUGGCUGCUGCCUCCGUGGUCUUCCGAGGCCACGACCGGCCCUACGCCCGCCGCCUUUCCAACAGAGCCAAACAACUUUUCAAGUUUGCCAAGGAUUAUAAAGGAACCUAUGAUGGAGAGUGCCCUUUCUAUUGCUCCAACUCAGGCUACAAUGACGAGCUGCUGUGGGCGGCGACGUGGCUCUACUACGCCACGAGAAGAUCGGUAUACCUCGAUUAUAUACAAGAAGAGGCAACAAGCGCAACCGUUGCAGAAUUCAGCUGGGAUCUCAAAUACGCAGGAGCACAAAUCAUUCUCUCACAAUUCUACAUGGAGGGGAAGAAGGAGCUGAAGAAAUUCAAAGAGGAGGCAGAUGGAUUUGUGUGCUCGAAUCUCCCAGACAGCCCCCAUCACCAGGUUUACAUGACUCCAGGAGGGAUGAUCCACCUGAGAGACGGCGCCAACACGCAAUACGUCACCAGCGCCGCCUUCCUCAUGAGCGUCUACAGCGACCAUCUCGCCAAGCACAAGAAGCAGGUCUCCUGCGGCAACGCCCAAUUCAGCCCCGCCCGCCUCUCGGCAUUCGCCAAGCAGCAGAUGGACUAUCUACUCGGCAAGAAUCCCAAAGGAAGAUCGUACAUGGUCGGAUUCGGGAAAAAUCCACCAAAACAAGCUCAUCAUAGGGGUGCAUCCGUGCCCAAGCUGCCCAAGAAUGAGCCGGUCAACUGCGCAAUGAGCUUCGUACAUUGGUAUAAUGUGGAUACACCGAACCCUAACGAGUUGACCGGCGCUAUUCUGGGCGGCCCGGACAAGAACGACGAAUUUGAGGAUAAGCGCACGAGCUCCGCCAUGACCGAGCCAUGCACCUACAUCAACUCAUUGGCCGUUGGUGUACUAGCAAAGCUUGCUAAAUCUCAUUCUCAAGCUUGAACAAUUAUUCGCGUUUUAGAAUUAUCGACACAUGUUACAUGUAUAAAGAACAGGAUUAGGCAGGUUCGAGGCUCUAGCAUGGCGUAGAUGCUAGACAUAAAAUUUUCUAGGAAUUUAAACUUUUAGGUAUUGUUAAUUUGAAGAUGCCCGCAUAAUAUCUCGAUCUAAAAAGUAUCGAUGAGAUUGAGACUCGUGACCUGUUACCGGAUUGGGCUAGUAUAUUAGAUAGAAGCCAUUUAAAUUUGUAGUAUAUGCUAUAUUUGUUACUACAUUAAUUGUGUAUUACUAGCUGCAAGCAUGCCUACUUAUGCUAUUAAUGUCCCAUUUAUUAUUCCAUCACUUUCAUCA